This is a messenger RNA of Mercurialis annua (annual mercury), 2939 nucleotides long. RefSeq lists its product as uncharacterized. Lineage: Eukaryota; Viridiplantae; Streptophyta; Magnoliopsida; Malpighiales; Euphorbiaceae. Gene Ontology annotation, molecular function: zinc ion binding. The record is from RefSeq and is a predicted model, not a curated record. Bases 137 to 2431 code for a protein of 764 amino acids. The transcript has 9 exons.
AUACUGGAAUAGGGAUGGUGAGAUUGGGCAUGAAUGAACGAGUUUUAUCGUCUUGAAGAAACUUCUUUGAUUUGAAUUUUGUUCAUUUUAUCUUUAAAUUCCGUCUUCGAUUUCGAGCUACCUUCGAAAUCAGAGUAUGGAGGAGAUGGACAUUGAUCAGGUAGUGGAGAUACCUGAUACUCCUGAUAGAAUAAGUGCAAGACGUAGCAAUGGUGUACGAUUAGGAAAAGAGAGUAAUUUACGUUUACCUGGUCCUUCAGGAACUUCUGAUUUUAGGAAUAAAGAAUGUUUGGAUCAGCCAAGGACUAGGAGUAGGCUGGUCAAGGGAAAUGGCUCUUAUAGAAACCUUCACUUAAACUCGGGAAAAAAUCCUGUCACGAUCAAUGAAGUCGAGCCUUGUAAUAAAUCCAGUACUUUUUCUACAUUACGAAAUUCCCAUCCUUCCCAAAAUGCUUCGUUAUUUAGAAGGGGAUUGCUGAACAAUAACUCCAAGACUGAAACUCGACAUUCUAAUGGAAUUCAACAUUUGGACAAAGGGAAAUCCGAGUUUACUAAAAGCCCUGCAAAAUUACCUGUCCAUGUAGAUCCUGAUGUUUUAUUUGACAUGGCUUUUCCACAUGGUGCUUCAAAAGUUAACCACUCUGAAGAGACCAGAGGUGUCCAAGUAUCGUCUAAUGGUAGCUCCUCUUUACAUUUCCCCCCUCAAAUAACUGGCAGGGUCUUGAAGGGAAAGGGAAAAGUAGAUGUCAGUGCAUGUAACACUUCAGGUUCGGCUAUGCAUCACGGAAAAGGGAUUGAUCUUACUGGUGGUUCUCCGCAUGAUGUUGAAAAACAAAUGAAUCAUUCUCAUUCAUCUGUUACCUCACCAAGAGUUACUGGGCAUAAACGACUAGUACGAAAUGGUUGUAUUUCUCCAUAUAAUAUUGCCACUAGGCAGCAGAAAUUUCCUGAAAGUUGGCUAGAUGCUUCCACUAAUGUUGGAAAAGAGGACUCCAAGAACAUGGUUUCCGAUGGUGCAUCUGAGGUUGAUAUCAGAGAAAUAGUAGCUGGGGAGAAGAAUGAAUUGAAUAAUUCUCGUAGAGCUAAAGGGAAAGGGUUAGUAAUGUAUCCUUCUACAUCAAUGAAGCAUGAUACACAAAUAGUUAAUUUAUGCACCAGCUCUGGGACUAAUGAUAAAGCGGCUAUUGAAACCAGUGAUUCCAGCAGAGGUAAUGCAUCAUUAGAUGGUUGGAGAAGGACGCACAUCCAUACAAAAAAAUCACAUGGCCUACAUGAUGGAGUUUUUGUUGAUGAACAGUAUGACAACAGAGUGGCAAGAAGAAAUAAUUGUAACAAAAAUGUUACCAGGAAUGCACAUGAUUCUGGAGACAUGGAUGAACGUCAAACAGUUUUCAGGCCUGUGCCUGGUCUCAGUCAAACAAAUCGACCGCAUCACACUGGGAUUCAUACCAAAAGACAAAGGAAACAUGGAUUAACUGCAAGAAUUCACAGUGAACUCUCCACGGUGGUUCCUCAUGAUUCGGAAGCUACGUUUCUUGAUUCAUCUCGGGAAUCUUCUAGCUCCAGAUCAUUCAGAAGUUCAAAUAGACAUCGUCGGGACACUUUGUAUCCAAUAUAUGAAAUUGAUGAGUCAUCACCUGAAAGGAGAACUGGCACAUCUCAGGGAUUACAUUCCGUCAAUGAUGAGGAGGAAGAUGCUAGGGCAAGACAAUUGGAAGCAGAUGAGAUAAUGGCUCGUGAACUGCAAGAACAAUUCUAUCACGAGACACCAAUAUUUGGGGGCAAUGAGAUUGAUGAACAUGCAGCAUGGCUAUUGCAGCAGGAGGAAGAUGUAUUCCCCUCUGCUUCUAGUCAAAAUUACCCUAUGCCGCAUCUUAGAAGGUCAGCAACUAUGCGUGCAAAUAGACAGCUGCAAUCACGGUCAUUUCAGAACCCUUUGAGUAGGAGAGGAACCCAGUCUCGACUUCUUGCUAGUAGAGGUUCGCAACUGCGGAAUCAUUCUCCGGCAGGACUAACUAGAGCUAGGAACCGCUCGCAUACAUUGUCUACAACAAGGAAUUUCCCAUUUCCGGUCGACAUGGACUUAGAGAUGAGACUUAACAUACUGGAAUCAUUGGAAGAUAUGAGUAUGACAAAUAGUCGCAUUCUUCAAUUUCAGAGUGAUUUUAAUGAAAAUGAUUAUGAAAUGUUAUUGGCCCUUGAUGAGAACAAUCAUCAACAUGGUGCCUCAGCAGAUCGAAUUAAUAGUUUGCCAGAGUCUGUACUACAGACUGAUAACUUUGAAGAAACUUGUGCAAUCUGUCUAGAUACGCCAACUAUUGGAGAAACUAUACGUCAUCUCCCGUGCUUACACAAAUUUCAUAAAGAUUGUAUUGAUCCAUGGCUCAGCAGAAAAACAUCAUGCCCAGUUUGCAAGUCAUCUAUAACUUGAUUUUCAGUCGCGAAGCUAUUAUUUUGUGAGGUAAAUCAUGGAGUAUAGUUAUUUAUCCAGCCUCAGAAUGUGGGCGACCAAGUGAACAAUUUUUGCAUUUUUUGCGCGAACAAGGGCAGGAUUUUUGCAUUAUCUGCACGAACAAGGGCAGGAUUUUUGCAUUAUCUGCACGAACAGGGGUAUGAUUUUUGCAUUAUCUGCGCGAACAAGUGCACGAUUUUUACAUUUGGUUCCCACAGCGAAAAAGAAAUAUGGAAGCGAUUUGCAUGUUCCUGUUUGCUGUUGUAAGUUGUAACAUGUAACAUGUAACAUUGCCUUAUUGUCAUUUUCGUAGCAUAUGUGACUAUUAAGGUCUUGAACCGGUUAGCAGCUGUCGAUAGGGUUUGAUUUGAUUGGCCUUAUUUAUUUGUACCAAGGGAUAUGUACAGCAGUGUAUCUAGUUGCUGGCUGCAAUGCAUAUUUGUAAAUUGCGACAGAAUUCCCUAUUUGCAAUGCUUUUGAAUCUUUA